Penicillium riverlandense is the source of this 2238-nucleotide messenger RNA. RefSeq names its product glycoside hydrolase family 95 protein. Gene Ontology annotation, molecular function: alpha-L-fucosidase activity. Bases 1 to 2238 code for a protein of 745 amino acids. Lineage: Eukaryota; Fungi; Ascomycota; Eurotiomycetes; Eurotiales; Aspergillaceae. The transcript has a single exon. The record is from RefSeq and is a predicted model, not a curated record. Gene Ontology annotation, biological process: carbohydrate metabolic process.
AUGUCUGAAUUAUGGUACCAACAGCCGGCAGCUCACUGGAAUGAAGCACUCCCAGUGGGCAAUGGCCGUCUAGGCGCCAUGGUGUAUGGCCGCACAGACACAGAGCUCCUGCAGCUGAACGAGGAUUCGAUAUGGUAUGGAGGGCCACAGGACCGCAUUCCGAGAGAUGCCCGGAAAUAUCUUCCCCAAUUGCGAGAGGCCAUUCGCGCAGGAAACCAUGUCGAGGCAGAGAAGCUGGCAGAAAAUGCGUUCUUCGCCUAUCCAAUCAGCCAACGCAGCUAUGAACCUCUGGGUACUCUCUUUCUGGAUUUUAAUCAUAACCCUGAACAUGUCUCAAAGUACCGACGGUCGUUGGAUUUGUGCAACGCCAUUGCGCGUAUUGAGUAUGAGCAUAAAGGAGCCCGAUUUGAACGAGAAGUUUUGGCUAGCUAUCCCGAUAAUAUACUGGCUAUCCGGGUCCGCUCAACGAUACAAGCCAGAUUCAUUGUGCGCUUGACGCGCAUGAGCGAGUUGGAAUUUGAGAGCAACGAAUAUCUCGACGACGUUUGUGCUACCGGUAACGCUAUUACCAUGCACGUUACGCCAGGGGGUAGAAACAGUAAUCGAGCCUGUUGCAUUGUCGGGGUUCAGUGUCACGAUGAGGCAGGCACAGUCACUAGUAUUGGAAAUAAUCUUCUUGUUGAAUCUGGCGAUGCCGUCCUGCUGGUCGCAGCACAGACUACUUUUCGCCAUCAAGACAUUGAUCAAAGAGCAUCAUGCGAUAUUAAUGACGCCAUCAGCUGUUCUUUUGCUGAUCUGUUGGCUCGACACACUGUCGACUAUCACUCGCUGUAUAAUCGCAUGGAUCUGCAACUGAGCCCGAACUCGCCUGACAUCCCAACAGACCAGCGCCUGAAAUAUACAAGGGACCCCGGCUUGAUCGCACUCUACCUCAACUAUGCACGCUAUCUUCUGAUAUCUUGUAGUCGGACUGGCGACAGAGCCCUCCCUGCGAAUUUGCAAGGCAUCUGGAAUCCAUCUUUUCACCCAGCAUGGGGCUCAAAGUUCACGAUCAACGUCAACCUUCAGAUGAACUAUUGGGGCGCAAACAUGUGCAACCUAUCAGAAUGCGAACAACCUCUCUUCGAUCUACUCGAGCGCGUGGCGAAGUCGGGCAAGGCUACUGCACAGAAGAUGUACGGUUGCCGGGGUUGGACUGCUCAUUCCUGCACGGAUAUCUGGGCCGAUACCUGCCCUGUUGAUCGCUGGAUGCCAGCAACUGUUUGGCCACUUGGUGGUGCUUGGCUCUGCUAUCAUAUCUGGGACCAUUUCCGUUUUACUGGGGAUGAGAGCUUUCUCCGGCGCAUGCUCCCGAUUCUGCGUGGAUGUGUAGAGUUCAUCCUAGACUUUCUGAUCGAGGAUGCAGCGGGCGUAUACCUUGUUACAAACCCGUCACUAUCUCCGGAAAAUACAUUCUACGAUCACAAUGGGGAGAAGGGAGUUCUAUGCGAAGGCUCGACGGUUGACAUCCAGAUUGUUGACGCCAUCUUGGGAGCCUUCAUAUCUUGCAACGAAGAGCUAGAUAUUAAGGACAUUCUCCUUCCCGAAGUCCGCGCCACACGAUCCCGACUACCACCAAUGCCGAUCAGUAACUCAGGAUACUUACAAGAAUGGGCUUCUGACUAUGCCGAAUUUGAGCCCGGCCAUCGACAUACAUCUCAUCUAUGGGCACUACAUCCCGGCAACGCCAUCACCCUGGCUAAGACCCCAGAGCUUGCCAAUGCCUGUGGAGUAGUCUUGCGUCGACGUGCACAGCAUGGCGGUGGGCAUACAGGAUGGAGCCGUGCGUGGCUGAUCAAUCUGCACGCACGAUUAUUGGAAGCCGACGACUGCAGCAAGCAUCUCGACCUGCUCUUGUCCAAAUCUACUCUGUCAAAUAUGUUGGAUAGCCAUCCACCGUUCCAGAUAGACGGAAAUUUCGGAGGUGGCGCAGGCAUUGUUGAGAUGCUGAUUCAGUCUCACGAGCAGGGGAUUAUUCGGCUCCUGCCAGCGUGCCCUAAGGAUUGGAAAGGUUCGAUUCGCGGCGUACGAGCGCGCGGUGGCUUUGAGCUAGAUUUCGGCUGGGAGAAUGGGCGUGUCACUGGUGCUGUGACCAUCAAUUCGACAUUGGGCAAGCAUGUUUUGGUCUUUUUACCCGGCAAUGAUGGAUUGCAAGUCCACAUCGAGGGACCAGGUGUGCAUAGAAUCGAUGCGCCAUAG